Stylophora pistillata is the source of this 1813-nucleotide messenger RNA. Its product is annotated as iron-sulfur cluster transfer protein NUBPL. The record is from RefSeq and is a predicted model, not a curated record. Gene Ontology annotation, molecular function: ATP binding; 4 iron, 4 sulfur cluster binding; ATP-dependent FeS chaperone activity. Gene Ontology annotation, cellular component: mitochondrion. Gene Ontology annotation, biological process: iron-sulfur cluster assembly; mitochondrial respiratory chain complex I assembly. Lineage: Eukaryota; Metazoa; Cnidaria; Anthozoa; Scleractinia; Pocilloporidae.
CAUUUCUGGAUGAUCACGAGGAAGAAAUUACGACGUAAAUUUACGAAAAUACAAAACAUAAUAACGGAUGUUUUACGCGUGAAACUGGGGAGAGAAUGCUCCACAUGGAAGGACAAUUUGAAUUCACUUACAUGACAUAUUUUUCAAUAACAAAGAUGGCGUCCGUUGUACACAGAAUUUUAUCCAGAACAAUACCAUCAUUUUCUUCUAUACCGGCCUCCCAUCUCAAAGCAAAGAAGCACAUUUGUGCAGCACUAUCUUCAUCUCACGACGAUCCACUGGGCAUCAAAAAUAGGAGUAAUUCAUUAGCAGAACAUCAGAAGCAACAAAUGGCUCGAGGUCUACCUAAGAAGCGACCAGUGGAUGGUGUGAAGCAUGUGGUAGUUGUGGCCUCUGGCAAGGGAGGAGUUGGAAAAUCCACAACCUCAGUGAAUCUGGCUCUGGGAAUGCUUGCAAGCAAACAGUCUUUGCAUGUUGGGCUUCUUGAUGCAGAUAUAUAUGGACCAUCUAUACCAAAAAUGAUGAACUUAAGAGGACAGCCAGAGCUAACUAAAGAAAGCAAGAUGAAGCCAUUGGUGAAUUUUGGAGUACCUUGUAUGUCCAUGGGCUUCCUGGUGGAGGAAGGGGCACCAAUUGUGUGGAGAGGGUUAAUGGUGAUGUCAGCUGUGGAAAAGUUACUACGACAAGUGGCAUGGGGAGAGCUGGAUGUUCUAGUGAUUGACAUGCCUCCUGGGACAGGAGAUACCCAGCUGUCUAUCUCACAACUAAUUCCUAUUUCAGGAGCAGUGAUCGUCACUACACCACAAGAUAUUGCACUGCUUGAUGCUCGUAGAGGCACAGAGAUGUUCAGAAAGGUUGAUGUACCAGUUAUUGGACUAAUUCAAAAUAUGAGCCAUUAUGUAUGUCCCAAGUGUGACCACAAAGCCUACAUAUUUGGCCAUGAUGGUGCCAGAGAUGUUGCAAAGGAAAUGGAUUUAGAACUCUUGGUUUUCUUUGGUUCCCCAGGUGAUGUUCCCCUUCAUAUCGACAUGAGAGAAACCUCAGAUUCAGGAAAACCCAUUGUAGUUUCUCAACCUGACAAUCCUCAGACUAUUGCCUACAAAACAAUCGCUGGUCGUAUUUUGGAUAAACUUUCCCUGACAAAAGAAACUACCAGCUGACAGCUGAGGAUUGACAAGGAAAAUUUGUUCUAAAAUACAAAACUUCUGGGCAGGAAAUGUCAGACAGUCAGUAUGAAAGAGUAAACACAUACAAAGUCACUGUUGAGUGCAUUGUGAAACUGCAGCCCCUAAAAGACUGUUGUGAAACUGACAACGAGAUGUGGUGGAAAUUCUCUUAACACACAAAGGGAUCAUCAGCUUUUUUCAGCAAAUGAGGUCAAGAUUGUGGCUGCCAUUUAAAGAAUAUCGGUAGAAGUAUUACCUGAAACUACUUGACUGUUAGUGGCCAACAAAUGAGAAAAGGAGCAUAUAAACAUCAAUAAUACUAUUUAUUAUGUAAUAAUAAUAAUACAAGCAUAUGCUAAAGACAGCUAUCUCAAGAUGUCACAAAGGUACAAAGGAAUGUCGAGUCACCAAGAACAAGAUGUAGCUUUCUAAUUUUGAGACUGAAAAGGUUGUUGCACUAAAUAAUUUCCCUGACAUAUUUGAUCUAAUCACAGGAAAAUUUGGUCAUAAUUGGAAAGUUACUUCAAGUAUUUCAACAGGUCAAACAAAGCUAUGGGGAAUAAAUUUGUUGACUUUGAGUAUAAAAGGGCUUGAGGUCUCAUUGCGGGUGGAAUGUGAAAUAAAGAUAACAAUAACCUUGUUGAGGA